AUGCAGGGGUUCAUUUCUCCUCGACGUGACCGACCGUGCAAUGCUAACCCGGACGAUCACCGCUGGACAUUGAAUCACAACUAUCUUGCCCGAUGCGGCAAUCACAUCUUCCGUUCUGGGGAGGUGGGAGCCAUCGACCGCUACCAGCACUUCGGAACAAAUACGCUUUACCUUAGCAUACCAAACAUUGCCUACGAGGCCACACCGAGAAUUGCUUGGAAGAUGAGCCGGUUCGGACCGUGCUAUCGGGUUCCGAUCUUGGAGGCUUGCGAUCUAGAAAUGAAUCCUCCGAAGCAGACCCACUGGUUGGUGGAUCGCCGUUUUGGUGGCGGCGUUGCGUCAGUCGUUCAUGCAGGAGCGGCUGUUCAGAGCAGUGAAGCGAAGAAUGUUCGCAAGCGACGGCAGGCGCUUUCAACAACGACCCACACGAUUGAGUUGCCUAACUUGCACAUGCGAGACUCGAACGGCUCUCUGGCAGCCAACCACACGUGCAUCAUUCAUCAACUGAGCGAGUGCGGUCUGGGAAACUAUCGCGCUGCCGUGCACCGAGACACACCGUUGCUCCAUCCACCAAUCAGCAACAUCAACUUCUUAACGCACGUCUUCCUUCAAACAUCGCAAGUCGGACUCUGUGCUGUGCUCGUCCAGCGCAAGUCACCGUUGUAUCAGCCACUUUCCAAAUGGUGGGAGGAAGGUUCAUGGUUCCACUUUCGCCGCCGACCUCACCACCUCAUACAGCCUACUGUCACAGGUGUAUCGAUGUCUGCGAAGUCUGCAGAUUCAGCACCGCCCAGUCCAGCUAAUCGACUGACGCCUCGCUCAGCAGAGCAGAGCGUCAAAGCGGAUGAUGAUGACGAAGAGAUGGUAGAUUCAGGAGGCGAGGACGAAGACGAUGCGCUCGACAAAGUCAACAUGACUCCUGCUGAGAUACGUGCUCAGAAGCGGAAGAUGAAGCGGCACAGACUUACACACACGCAGACUCGCUUCUUGGUGAGCGAAUUUGCUCGUCAGGCUCACCCUGAUGCAGCACAUCGCGAUCGAUUAGCACGAGAGAUUCCUGGCUUGAGCUCUAGACAAGUCCAGGUCUGGUUUCAGAAUCGUAGGGCGAAACUGAAGCGCUGUUCUACUGCCGACCGCGACCGUAUCAUGAGGUCAAGAGCUUUGCCAGCUGAUUUUGACAACACAAAAGCACUGCGUUCGCAGUAUGGCGCAUCGCCGUCCUCAAUGAGUGCAUCGACACCAGCCGCGAGCGGAGGUCCAACCUUUGCUGAUCAUACGAGCGCACGAUCUCUGGCAUUGGAAACGACGCAAAGAAUGUCAGAGUACGACGGUCGUAAACAUGCCUAUGCGAGUCCUACCGGCGUCAGUCCGGCACUUGGAUCUUUCGCAUUCACUCCUCCAGCAGCGGGUAACAUUUCACCGGAUUCAGGAGAGGUUUUGUCGCCAUACAUUUUACAGCAUCCCAACGUCCAGGACACUUCUAGAAGACACGGUAUUGGUAUGCCUCCUGCGAGCCAUGGCUACCCUCAUCAGAGCGCCUCGUACCAACUGCCGUAUGAGGAGCGACUGGUGAGACAUGCCGCCGAUGUGACCAGCACACCUCUCCGAUCGAGUGUCUCACAUACGGGACUUCGUACCACAUCUGGCAGCAUACAUACUCUGCCCGAACGCUCAUCAUCGUUUCCAGAGCAUGAUUCGCAGGAGAGAAGCGGUUUCUACGCUCACGGGAACCUUGUAACUCCCGCCGCGUCUGAGCAGGAGCCAUUCGGCCUUGGAUUCUCCUACUACCAACAGAGCGAACGAUUGCAGCAGCAACCAACGGUGGACUUUGACGUCUUACGCCGCACUUCGAGCCUUGGUUCCAUGUACCAGCCCUUUGCGACCGCUGCGUACACACCCUCGCCGUACGGCCAACACGCGCCUCACCAGCUGUCCUCCACACUACCUUCAGAGUACCGCUCGCACUUGACGAACGCUGGCCCGAUUGAGCACGCAAUUGCCUCUCACACUUCCCGCGAAUACCAGCCUUCAUCGGCAUCACGACCACCGCACUUUGCAACCGGCGACGAUUUCAACUCGAGCUUCCAGUUGAGAACAGACAUGAACGAUACGAUCCUUCCACCGACGUACUAAGCGGCUUGCGAUCAUGAACGAUGAACGGAAAUGCGACGUUCCAGCAGAUCAUGACAUUCGUGGCACCAGAAGAUUCCUUCUGAGAAUUGCGACAGAUCAAACAGAAAGAGCUGCGCUACAUAUAUCACCACGCCCACAUAUCACGUCGCCGAACAGCGUUGGAGCGGCGAUGCGAGCGGUGGACACAUUUUCUUCUUUGGCUAACAGGCCUCACUUCUUCCUCACGUUGAGGACCAGCGCAGGAUGCUGAUCAUGCAAAGCGUGUGGGACAAAAAGCUUCACUUCAGCAUUUGCACCUGGAUACCCCCUUCGGCCGAAUCUUUGCAUUC
Zymoseptoria tritici IPO323 is the source of this 2462-nucleotide messenger RNA. RefSeq lists its product as uncharacterized. The transcript has 10 exons. The record is from RefSeq and is a predicted model, not a curated record. Gene Ontology annotation, biological process: regulation of transcription by RNA polymerase II. Lineage: Eukaryota; Fungi; Ascomycota; Dothideomycetes; Mycosphaerellales; Mycosphaerellaceae. Bases 1 to 2133 code for a protein of 710 amino acids. Gene Ontology annotation, molecular function: DNA-binding transcription factor activity, RNA polymerase II-specific; RNA polymerase II transcription regulatory region sequence-specific DNA binding.